Messenger RNA from Manis pentadactyla (Chinese pangolin), 1439 nucleotides. Its product is annotated as histone H2A.V. The coding region runs from base 161 to 361 and encodes 66 amino acids. NCBI's taxonomy places the organism in Eukaryota, Metazoa, Chordata, Mammalia, Pholidota, Manidae. Gene Ontology annotation, cellular component: nucleosome. The transcript has 4 exons. Gene Ontology annotation, molecular function: protein heterodimerization activity; DNA binding; structural constituent of chromatin. The record is from RefSeq and is a predicted model, not a curated record.
GUAAGGAUAGCGCGCAUUGGCCGCGGCAGCGUGAAGCAGGCCCCGGUUAUUGUCCAGACUCUGGCGGCAGCGGCGACGGCGGCGGCGGCGGCGGCAGUCGGUGCUGCGGUGCAGCGGCGGCGGCAGCUCGGUGGGAGCGAGGGCGGGAGCGGCCGAGACCAUGGCUGGAGGCAAAGCUGGAAAAGACAGUGGGAAGGCCAAAGCUAAAGCAGUGUCUCGCUCACAGAGAGCUGGGCUACAGUUUCCAGUGGGCCGCAUCCACAGACAUUUGAAGACUCGAACCACGAGCCAUGGAAGGGUCGGUGCCACAGCUGCAGUGUACAGUGCUGCCAUUCUGGAGUACCUCACUGCUGAGGUGUGAUCCCUCACAUCCACAAGUCUCUGAUUGGAAAGAAGGGACAGCAGAAAACUGCUUAGAGUAUUGUUUUAGUCAACCCUCUUCCUGCCCGUCAUUGUACUGUAAUUGGAACAGAAGAAACAAUGGGGAUAUGUGGAGUUUUUAAGACAGUUAAAUGGAAGAGCAUAGACAGUUACUGUAGACAUAGUAAAAGAAACAUUUGUACGUUCUUAGACUCAAAGUUUGAUAAAAGUACCUUUUCAUGUGGAACAGUUGUGUUGAUUGACUAGGUUUGUCCCAUAUGUUUUAUACAAAAACGGAAUUGAUAAACCAUUUUUUACAAAAGUAAUUUGUCUCAAAGCUGUCUGUUCAUGAUGUGUUGGAAAUUUUUUGCUCAUACUUAGACAUUUUUUAAAUUUCAAAUUGUUUAUCAUAUAUAUUCAGAAUAAUCUUAAAGCAAAUUAUGGGAGUAUAGCUUUAUCCUGAUUGAUAACAUGUAAUAUUGAAUCUUUAAUGCUAUCCAUUUGUGGUACACACCAUUAUUUUACAUACCACUAAAAGAAAGAAAAAACUCUGCCUGUUACCAUGUGUGCAGUGCAUCCCAACUUCAGAGAUGUUAGAAUAUGAAAAUGUGCAUUUACAAUUAAUGACCUAAUAUAGUAUGGUUACUACAAUGGCAGGCCCUAUGUUAAGUGUUUUGCUGAUUAAGAAAUUUUAUUACCCCUACUUAAAAAUGUGGAAACUACAGCUCACAGAAGAUAAGUGCUUUGCCAGAAAACACCUUGUUUCUAUCUUAGAAGGUAAAAAAUGGCAAAGUUAGGAUACAAACCUAGAUUUGGUUUACUCCAGAGCUCCACUGUUAAUUACCUAGAAUUGAAGUUAAAUUGUAUCAAAGAUUUCUGCUUUUGGCUUUAAAUUGCAGCUUCUGGUGGUUUUUUAUUGGUACAGAACAUUCAGAAAUUUGUGCAGUGUUUAAAAAAAUAUUUCUUUGUCAGUUUCUAAGCAACUAUUGUAAGAUUUAAGUUAAUGUACCAGUUCACAGCCCAUCAGAAAAUUAUAUUUUUCUGCCUGAAAGUCUUCAUUAAAAGAAAAUUUUUUUUAA